AUGCAAAUAAUAGAUACGAUCAACAUCAACACAUAUUUGGCGUAUAAUCCAAAGAAUGAUUUGGAUCCAAAGAGAAAACUUAAAUCUGAAUGUUUCAAGUGGGAUUCACAUCAUCCAAAAUCUUUAGUAUCCUUGUGCAUUGAGAAAUUAAGUGAAAAUUGGUCCGGAACACCACGACUCGAGAAAUUAGUAGCAAAAGAUCGAGAAUACUUUUUGAGAAUACUGAACACGGAUGUACCUCUUCAAAUAUUAGUAGAUAAUAUCAAAAGCGAUAUAUUUUGGAAAAGGUGUUACAAUUCCAAAUGGAGUGAUACUCCUACCAUAACUGAAAAUAAAAGAUGGAUAAACGUGUUCAUGGAGAGACAUUAUGCUGACAUUUUAGAGAAUAUGAACCCACGGCUGUAUGAUCCAGAGAAGAUCAAAACUCUCGUUCGUUUAUGUGGGCCGUACAUUCAGUCACUUUCCAUUCGUAGUCUGAUUCCAUCAGAUAUACCAGUACAAAGAACCACCUCACCAGAAAUGGCUGAUCUUUUAACAAGUCACAAAACAAAUGAAAAAAAAAUGGAAUCUAAGAGUAGUAGCGACAUUUUAUCACGAGACCACAUAUCUUUAAAUGCUGUUUUAGGUAGCUUGACUAAUUUAGUUGAGCUACAUAUCACUUUUCAGUUACGAGGAAUUGGAGAAUACUAUCGUAAGGAUCAGUUUCAGUUUACCAAUAGUGACGCAAAAAAAUUAUCUCAAGGUUUAGAAAAAUGCAAUCUAUUAAAAAUAUUUAGAUUAACAAGAAGUGAUAUGAAUUGUCAAAGGGUGAAAUAUAUUUUGCGAGGAUUGAGUGAUAAUCAAAAUCUAGAAACAUUAGAUUUUAGUCAUUGUAAAAUUGCAAACAUCGAACUUAAUGCCAAUACGACUGUUUUACUGAUAUUGUUUUUCAAUCAAGGGUGCAUUCCAGGACCAACUGGUGCAGAAAGUUUAUCGCAUGCCCUUAAUCAUCUAGGAUGUGGAAUCCGUAAUCUGGACUUAAGACUUAACAAUAAACUUGGAUCCGAUGGUAUAGCACAUAUAGCAGUAUCAAUCGCAAGAGGAUGUAAUCUCACAUCAUUAAACAUUUCUGGUUGUGGAAUAACACCUGGACCUUUAUCCAAAGCUCCUACUGGAGUAUGGUCAGCUACGAGCGCAGAUAAGCCACCAAGUUGUGGAGACCUUUUAGCAAGAGCCAUCGGACUAGUUAAAACUCCAUUACGGUCAUUAGAUAUAAGUGUGAAUAAUAUCGGAUCUCCAUGUGAUAGUGUAUUAUCCAAUGCGAUUUGCCUGAGUUAUAUAGUCGAUGUAAAUCUCAAACGUUCGGGUAUGAGUUCGAUUUCAAUGGCUGUAGCGGAAUCGGCUGCUGCUUCACAAAGACUUCGCAGAGAGGCUGAAAAAGGAGUACGAUUCAAAAGAAGUGCUGGUAGAGUUUUACAAGCUCGAAGGGUUGUGAAGGGCAUGAAUAUAGACGCCGAUCCUAUUCUUUUCGCUCAGCAGUUAUCUGCCCGACCUUCCAUAGUGUCAGUAGCAUCAGAGGAGGGAAUUUACAGUAUACAAACUCAACCGUUACCUUCUGAUUUUGGUUUUGUGCCAGCGUUAAAGAGUCCUUUACCAUCAUCUCGCAAUUCAUCAAUUACUGGACCACCUACAUCUAGAAGAUCUAGUCAUCAUAUCGUUUUAGAACCAGUUAAGGAACUUCACCGUACAGCUUUACUUCGUCGUGGAUCCGAUGGCUCAUUACUAAAAUCUCGUAGGAAUACAUCUGAACGUCAUAUUAAAAUAUUUAUAUCGAAUGAAUAUCAAGAUUAUGAUUAUUAGAUACAUAUAAGUUGAACUUCUGAUUAUCUCAAACAAUGUAUUUAAUAAACACAAACCACUUUUUAUU
Molecule: messenger RNA, 1906 nt
Organism: Diatraea saccharalis (sugarcane borer)
Lineage: Eukaryota; Metazoa; Arthropoda; Insecta; Lepidoptera; Crambidae
Source: the annotation of a GenBank genome assembly